Messenger RNA from Paramecium primaurelia, 512 nucleotides. The record is from the annotation of a GenBank genome assembly. Lineage: Eukaryota; Ciliophora; Oligohymenophorea; Peniculida; Parameciidae.
AUGAAUAACACUUAGAUCACUGAUUCUUCUCUUCUUACUUUGAAAAGAGAAAUGUUUAGGAAUAAAAUUAGAAGGGAAUUAUUGGAGAAAAAGUUUAAAUACAAAAGAGCAAUGAAAAUGAAAGUUGUGUUUGAUUAAAUAGGGAAAAUUUAGGAAAUUAAGAAUAAUAAUAAAGACUCAGAUUAAGAUCAAUAUUAGAUCUCUGAAGAAAGUAAUGAUUAUUUUGCUGUAUUUUAAAUUGGGAGAGGAAGCAAAAGACAAAUAUUAACAUACAAAAUAUUAAAAUCAAUGAAAUUUUACUUAUAGAAAAAUACUAAUUAUUAAACUUAAAUGUUUAAAGUGUUUCAUUUUUGUGAAGAAUAGCUUUUAAAUUCUAAAUUAGAAAAUACAGAAUAUAUACCUCUUCUUGCUGAGAUAAUAUUUUUAUUAUAAAAUUAUUCAAAUAAAAUUGAGCCAUAAGUAAUUAUAAUUUAUAAUAUGUUUAGCCUAUAGUUGUAUUACUUAGAGCCUNA